Diachasmimorpha longicaudata is the source of this 1431-nucleotide messenger RNA. RefSeq names its product Malate dehydrogenase 2 (gene Mdh2). The record is from RefSeq and is a predicted model, not a curated record. The coding region runs from base 189 to 1211 and encodes 340 amino acids. Gene Ontology annotation, molecular function: L-malate dehydrogenase (NAD+) activity. Lineage: Eukaryota; Metazoa; Arthropoda; Insecta; Hymenoptera; Braconidae. Gene Ontology annotation, cellular component: mitochondrion; cytoplasm. The transcript has 5 exons. Gene Ontology annotation, biological process: malate metabolic process; tricarboxylic acid cycle.
GCGAGGUCACCUGACCCCACGAGAUCUGAGCCUCUAUUUUAGUCUAUCCUCUUUGCUUGAAGCUAUUGGAAGGUCAUUGAGUGUCAUUCAAGGGCUAUCACUGUGUGAAAAGAGGCGCUUGUGGAAUAAAAUAGUUUUUCCUAUUAUUAAUUAAUCUGAUAGUGUGAAUUACUAAUAUAAUUAAAAAAAUGCUGCCACGUAUCAUCAGAUCAUCGAUAACACUCGCCCCUCAGGGCGUUAAGCAAUUGUCAACAAGUGCACAGCGCGAUGCCAAGGUUGCCGUGAUGGGUGCAGCGGGAGGUAUUGGCCAACCUCUCUCGCUCCUGCUGAAGCAGUCACCCCUGGUCACCGAAUUAUCUCUGUACGAUAUUGUUAAUACCCCUGGAGUCGCUGCAGAUCUCUCACACAUUGAUACACACUCCAAGGUCACUGGAUUUACUGGACCAGAACAGCUCAAAGACUCCCUUCGUGGUGCUCAGGUCGUUAUCAUUCCUGCUGGAGUACCACGUAAGCCCGGUAUGACCAGAGAUGAUCUCUUCAACACCAACGCCUCCAUCGUACGUGAUCUAGCCCAGGCUUGUGCUGAAGUCUGUCCCAAGGCCUUCAUUGCAAUUAUCUCGAACCCUGUCAAUAGUACAGUUCCCAUUGCCAGUGAAGUCCUCCAGAAGGCGGGAGUUUAUGAUCCCAACAGGAUCUUUGGCGUCACCACUUUGGAUAUUGUGAGAUCAAACGCUUUCAUCGGUGAAGCCAAGAGCAUUGAUCCUCAGAAGGUAUCGGUUCCAGUCAUUGGAGGGCACAGUGGAAUCACCAUUAUUCCAUUGAUCAGCCAGGCCAAGCCCAGUGUCUCAUUUCCCGAUGACAAACUCAAGGCCCUCACUGAGAGAAUCCAGGAGGCUGGCACUGAAGUAGUAAAGGCUAAAGCUGGCACGGGCUCAGCAACACUCUCCAUGGCUUAUGCUGGUGCUCGAUUCGGUUUCUCCUUAAUCAGAGCGCUCAAUGGCGAGCAAAAUGUCGUCGAGUGCUCUUACGUCAGGUCAAAUAUUACUGACGCCAAAUAUUUCUCAACGCCGAUUCUCCUUGGUAAAAACGGAGUAGAAAAGAACCUCGGUCUCGGCAAGUUGAGCGCUUACGAAGAGAAAUUGCUGCAGGCGGCUAUUCCGGAGCUCAAGAAGAAUAUCCAGAAGGGUGAAGACUUUGUAAAUAAGAAGUGAAGAACCACAUGAAGAGCUCUCAUCACCUCACGUAUGACUACGUGUUUUGCAUGGAAAUCAACGUAAAAGACAAUGAAACAGUAUCAUUAAUGCAUCAGACAUGGUUAAUCGACUGUCGAUGAAUUGCUGAGUGCAUUUAAUGUAAUUAGUUCCCGAAACCAAUCAUGUUAAAUUAAUUGAAGUAUGUAAAUUAAAUUAAAUGAGCCGUGCGAUACAGUAA